GGCCUGACAAGCGGGACCUGAGAAGGGUAGCUGCAGUUUUAUACUUUUAAGUUUAAGACAUGUAUUUUUAUGGGAAAAUUCUGAGAUACAGAUAACCAAACACAUAAACCAGGGAUUUCAAAGGAAAACCAUGGAUUGCAUUGAAAAUGCUGAAGCACACAGGGGCUUCGUACUGAAUGCAGAAAUUGGUGGCAGUAUUGGGUGGAGGGUUGGCAGGCCUCUCUGCCUGCUAUCACCUCAGCAGAAGUUCCAAGGUGUCCAAGAUAUUGCUCCUGGAAGGUGGAGAUCGAUUUGGGGGCUGGCUGAGCUCAAUUCGAAGAAAUGAUGGUGCAGUCUUUGAGUGUGGGCCCCGAGGCGUGCGACCUGCAGGUCCUGUGGGCCGCAAUACCCUGAACAUGCUAACAGAGUUGGGCUUGGAGAGUGAGGUCCUUCCCAUCACCUCUGAUCAUGUGGCUUCAAAGAAUCGUUUCCUUUACCUGAGGGGGCAGCUACACAAAAUGCCCUCUGGUUUAGGGGGGCUGGUGUGGACGGUCCCCCCCUUUUCCCGCCCUCUGCUGCAGAGCGCCCUCAAGGAGAUUUUUAUCAGCAGAGGGAAGGAGGAAGAUGAGACCGUCCACGCGUUUGUUGAGAGGAGACUGGGAACAGAGCUGGCAGACAUCGCCAUAGACAGUCUGUGUCGGGGGGUAUUUGCUGGUGACUGUCGCCAGCUGAGCAUGAGGUCUUGCUUCCCCCCACUUUUCAAUGCAGAGAGGACCAUGGGCUCCAUCUUCAUAGGCAUGGUGCUGGGGGCAGGCGGUGGCCCUGAUGUUCCCAUAUCACAGCUGGCCCAGAGGUCAUCUAAGGAAUCUUGGACAAUGUGGUCUCUAAGGAGGGGCAUGCAGACCCUACCUGAGGCCCUGGUAGAGGCGUUAAAGCAAGCAGAGCAUGUUGACAUUCACAGAAAUGCUUCAGUGAAGAGCUUGACUAGAGAUGACCGUGGCUGGGAGAUCCAACUGGAAGAUGGGACUGUGAAAGCUGAUCAUAUUAUAUCUGCACUCCCUGCUCAAGCUCUUGCGCCUGUGCUGCCCCCUGCUGCUGGGUUCCUUUCACAGCUACUACUUGAGAUUUCCAUGGUGUCUGUUGUGGUAGUAAACCUGGAAUAUGAGGGCUCCAUCCUGCCUCUCCUGGGUUUUGGCCACCUCGUGCCUUCUUCAGAAGAUAGUGGCCUUCUUGGAGUGGUUUAUGAUUCUGUGCAGUUCCCACAACAUAAUCGGCCUGGAGCAUCCACCACUAGACUUACCGUGAUGAUGGGAGGGGCAUGGUUCCAAGAGGAAUUUGGUGCCCCUGAGGACCACACAUCACAGAGACUCCUGGGCCGGGCGACCAGAGCAGUGAGCUGCCAUCUGGGGGUGACAGCAGAGCCACUGUGGAGCUCGGUGGCUGUACACAAGGUGAUCUGUGACCUUGUUCAGUCUUUAGCUUGCUAGUUUAAGAGAAUACAGACACUGGUGCUCAGGCUAAAGGGUGUAUCAUGAGUAAAUAAUAGAAUUGUGAUCGAAAUAGCACGUAAGCUUUGGUUUCUAGGGGUGUAACGGUUCACAAAAAUCACGGUUCGGUUCGAUACGACACAGUGGUGUCACGGUUCGAUAUGUUUUCGGUACAGCAAAAAAAAAAUGCCAGAUAAUUUCUUUGAUUUUUUUCACUUUUUUAUUUAUUAAAACAUCAAAAAAGUAUGAUCUUGUUUUUUUCUUUUACUUUAAACAAUGAUGAAGCUAUU
This is a messenger RNA of Paramormyrops kingsleyae, 1756 nucleotides long. The record is from RefSeq and is a predicted model, not a curated record. NCBI's taxonomy places the organism in Eukaryota, Metazoa, Chordata, Actinopteri, Osteoglossiformes, Mormyridae.